GCCCCAGUCCCGUGCCGCCGCCCCAGCCCGCCCCGCCCGGAGGUCCCGCGUGGAGCCGCCGCCGCCGCCGCCGCCGCCAGGGAGGAGGAGGAUGAAGGACAAACAGAAGAGGAAGAAGGAGCGCACGUGGGCCGAGGCCGCGCGCCUGGUACUAGAAAAUUACUCGGAUGCUCCAAUGACACCAAAACAGAUUCUGCAGGUCAUAGAGGCAGAAGGACUAAAGGAAAUGAGAAGUGGGACAUCCCCUCUCGCUUGUCUCAAUGCCAUGCUACAUUCCAAUUCAAGAGGAGGCGAGGGGCUAUUUUAUAAACUGCCUGGCCGGAUCAGCCUUUUCACACUCAAGAAGGAUGCCCUGCAGUGGUCUCGUAAUCCGGCUGCAGCGGAGGGGGAGGAGCCCGAGGACACAGCUGAUGUGGAGAGCUGUGGGUCUAAUGAAGCCAGCACUGUGAGUGGUGAAAAUGACGUUUCUCUUGAUGAAACAUCUUCAAAUGCAUCCUGUUCUACAGAAUCUCAGAGUCGGCCUCUUUCCAAUCCCAGGGACAGCUACAGAGCUUCCUCACAGACUAACAAGCAAAAGAAAAAGACCGGGGUGAUGCUGCCUCGAGUUGUGCUGACUCCUCUGAAGGUAAACGGGGCCCACGUGGAAUCUGCAUCAGGGUUCUCGGGCCGCCACGCCGAUGGCGAGAGCGGCAGCCUGUCCAGCAGCAGCAGCGGCUCUCUGGCCCUGGGCAGCGCUGCUAUUCGUGGCCAGGCCGAGGUCGCCCGGGACCCUGCCCCGCUCCUGAGAGGCUUCCGGAAGCCGGCCACAGGUCAAAUGAAGCGCAACAGAGGGGAAGAGAUAGAUUUUGAGACGCCUGGGUCCAUUCUCGUCAACACCAACCUCCGGGCUCUGAUAAACUCUCGGACCUUCCACGCCCUGCCGUCCCACUUCCAGCAGCAGCUCCUCUUCCUCCUGCCUGAAGUGGACAGACAGGUUGGGACAGAUGGCCUUUUGCGUCUCAGCAGCAGUGCACUGAAUAACGAGUUUUUCACCCAUGCGGCUCAGAGCUGGCGGGAACGCCUGGCUGAUGGCGAAUUCACUCAUGAGAUGCAAGUCAGGAUACGACAGGAAAUGGAGAAGGAAAAGAAGGUGGAACAAUGGAAAGAAAAGUUCUUUGAAGACUACUAUGGACAGAAAUUGGGUUUGACCAAAGAAGAGUCGUUGCAGCAGAAUGUGGGCCAGGAGGAGGCUGAAAUCAAGAGUGACUUGCAUGUCCCAGGAGAAUCAGCACGGGCACAGCGUGGUCCAGCCACUCGGCAGCGAGAUGGGCAUUUCAAGAAACGCUCUCGGCCAGAUCUCCGAACCAGAGCCAGAAGGAAUCUGUACAAAAAACAGGAGCCAGAACAAGCAGGGAUUGCUAAAGACACACAGUCUGUGGCACCAGACACGCCCCUCUUCAAGGACGGGGAGGCGAAGACCGACUCAGCAGGGGUGGGCAGUCCCCACAGGCCAGGCACAUCUACAGCAUCAAACCCAGAGAGUCCCGAAUUCCCAGCGGAACCUGUGGCUUCCCGGAUCCAGACCAAUCCAGAUGACCUGGCACGUGCCUCUGCAUCUCUAGACAGAAUUCCCAGCUUGCCUCAGGAGACUGUGGACCAGGAACCCAAGGAUCAGAAGAGGAAAUCCUUUGAGCAGGCAGCCUCUGCAUCCUUUCCCGAAAAGAAGCCCCGGCUUGAAGAUCGUCAGUCCUUUCGUAACACAAUUGAAAGUGUUCACACCGAAAAGCCACAGCCCACCAAAGAGGAGCCCAAAGUCCCGCCCAUCCGGAUUCAACUUUCACGUAUCAAACCACCCUGGGUGGUUAAAGGUCAGCCCACUUACCAGAUAUGCCCCCGCAUCGUCCCCAUCACGGAGUCCUCCUGCCGGGGCUGGACUGGCGCCAGGACCCUCGCAGACAUUAAAGCCCGUGCUCUGCAGGUCCGAGGGGCGAGAGGCCACCACUGCCAUCGAGAGGAGGCUGCCACUGCCAUCGGAGGGGGGGGUGGCCCGGGUGGAGGUGGCGGCGGGGCCACCGAUGAGGGAGGUGGCAGAGGCAGCAGCAGUGGUGAUGGUGGUGAGGCCUGUGGCCACCCUAAGUCCAGAGGAGCCCCAAGCACUCCUGGAGAGUGUGCGUCAGAUCUACAGCGAGCACAACUACUGCCGCCUUGUCCUCUGAACGGGGAGCAUACCCAGGCUGGAACUGCCGUAUCCAGAGCCAGGAGAGAGGACCUGGCUUCUCUCAAAAAGGAGGAGAGCUGCACACUACAGAGGGUUCCAGAUGUCCUCACAAGUGUGCUGGAAGAUGCCUCCCAGCUCCCCGUUGCUCCCACUGGGGACCAGCCAUGCCAGGCUUUACCCCCACUAUCCUCCAAAACUCCAGCACCUGAGAGAUUAGUUGAGCAACCUGCGUUGCCUCUGGAUGUUAGAACUGAAUGUGAGUCUGGUACCACGUCCUGGAAAAGGAAUAAUGAGGAGCGAGGACCCACUGUUCCCCCAGAGAAUGGUCCUAUUCAGUCUCUAGCGAGGGAUGUUGUAUUAGAAGAAGGAACUGGCCAGGUUUUAGACAGUAAUCCCACCAUGAAGGAUCCUGUGAAUAUGACCCCCAGUUCCACCCCUGAAUCGUCAUUGGCUGGUUGCCUGCAGGACAGACAAUUUGAUGACGAAUUAGGACUUGGUGACUCAUGCCUACCCGUGAGGGAAAGUGCUACUAGACAAGAAAACUUGAAAAGCGAGGCUCCUGCCUCCGAUGGUGCUGCCCCUUGGAGGCCUAGCCUGUCAAACGACGAGGCGGCGGGACAGCCUGGACUCAGCUCCAGAGGAAACAUCCCAGCUGUUGAGCCCCACGCGGGAGAAGAGUGGGGGAAUGCUGCUCCCCUCCUUCCUGCGUCGCCUGAGGAGUUGACAGCUGAGGGGGGUCUACAUCUCCCUGCUGACUUUCCUUCACUCUGGACGGUGCUGUCUCGAGGGGGCAUCGACAGCACUGGCAGUGUCUGCAAACAGGUGGAAGUUGAAAAGCUGAAAAUCAAUGGAGACUCUGAAGCACUGAGUCCUCACAGCGAGUCCACAGACACAGCCUCUGACUUUGAAGGCCUUCUCUCUGAGGACAGCAGUGAGGCUGACGCUAGUGAAGCCACAGUGAUGAAGAGAUCCUUGGUGGUGGACAAGGAUGAGAAACAUGGUUGGGACUGCUCUGCCUCACUCUCCAAGGUGGAUGGUGACCCGAAUCUGGUUACAAGGACAGAAGGGAUGGUUGCUUCUCAGAGUUGGGUGUCUCGCGUCUGUGCAGUCCCCCCAAAGAUCCCAGACUCCCUGCUGCUAGCCAGUACCGAGUACCAGCCACGGCCUGUGUCACUGGGCAGGCCUGAGUCCUCAGUUGAGGUCACCAACCCACUCGUGAUGAAGUUGCUGCAGGGCAGCUUGCCCCUAGAAAAGGUUCUUCCUCCAGCCCUCGGUGGCAGCAGACCCGAACCCCCACGACUCCCACUUACGAAAGAGCAGAGCUACAGUGGCUCCUUGGGGAUGGGACCUUUGCAAGAUCCUGGGAAAAGCAGUUGCAUGGUUGGCAGGAGCAGCCCCAGUUCUUUAAGAGCUUUGAAGGAGCCGCUCCUGCCUGAGAGCCGUGAAGCAAGCACUGGUCUUGCCAGGCUGGAGCCCGCUCAGGCUCCUGGAGCACCCCAAAAGAUUUCCAAGACAGUCCCAAGUUUAGACUCUCUGUGUCCAGUGACAAAUCCAACAGCUGCCUCUGGGAGAGUGGAAGUAGAGUCCAAAGAGCGGUUCUCUCCCUGUAGUUUCGAAGAUCAGAAGGAAGCCGGUGACCUGCCCCAGUGCGGUAAUUCAAGUACCGCCCCAGGCAAAAGUCCAGGAAAUCUCACUACCUCGGGAGCCCCUUUCUCAUCUCCAAAUGUGAUCUCCUUGGGUCCGGACCAGACAGGCCGGGCCCUGGGUGAUCAGAACAGUGCUGGAGGCCAAGGGAAGAAGCUCUUCGGCUCUGGGAAUGGGGCUGCAGUGCCUCAGUGCCCCAGGCCUGUGGAACCAACGGCACUGCCAACCGAUGCCCCUCCCGGUUUUCCUAGUAGGAAGUUGGGGCCAAGCAAAAACUCCGUGUCUGGUGGGGUACAGACGGCCAGGGAAGACUGGGUUCCGAAGCCACCGCCGGCCUCUGUUGGCAGUGUCAAGAGCGAGAAGACUUUUGGGGGGAGCCCUCUCAAGGCGAAUGCAGAGAACAGAAAUGCAGCUGGGCCUGGUACUCGAGAGCUGGUGGAUCACUUGCAAGGGAUGCCCUUUGUCCUUGACCUGCCCUUCUGGAAAUUACCCCGAGAGCCUGGGAAAGGGCUCAGUCAGCCUCUGGAGCCUUCUUCCAUCCCCUCCCAACUCAACAUCAAACAGGCAUUUUAUGGAAAGCUUUCCAAACUCCAGCUAAGCUCCACCAGCUUUAAUUAUCCCUCCAGCUCCCCCGCCUUUCCCAGAGGCCUUGCUGGAAGUGUGGUGCAGCUGAGCCACAAAGCAAACUUUGGUGCGAGCCACAGUGCAUCACUCUCCUUACAAAUGUUCACCGACAGCAGCACGGUGGAAAGCAUCUCGCUCCAGUGUGCGUGCAGCCUGAAAGCCAUGAUCAUGUGCCAGGGCUGUGGUGCAUUCUGUCACGAUGACUGUAUUGGACCCUCAAAGCUCUGUGUAUUGUGCCUUGUGGUGAGAUAAUAAAUUAUGGCCAUGGGAAAAGUUGUAUAUUUAGUGUGUGUAUUUUGAUAAUGAUUGACCUUAAAUCUGUAUACAGAAUAUCGUUGAUAUAACAGACUCUCUCUCUAGGCGGGAGCACUCUUGCUUCUCCUUAAAAUUCAUAGUGCUAAAGCCCCUCUGUCACUUACUCACCCUUCUGGUCUCGCUGGAAGGGUUUUCUGCAGGGCAACUUGUUGGGCUGCCCAAGGCCGGCCGGCCAGCCCGAGCUCUCAGACAGACAGUCUGGUGUGGCGUGGUGGGGAGCCUGCCUGACACCCAGAGGGACUUGAAACUGAAGAAGGUUGUGUUCUCUACCAAGGGAACUAACCUACCUGAACUGAGUAGAAAUGUCAGUCUUCCACUGGCCCCCUGGUGCCCUCCCUGCCAUCUUUCCUUCUACUCUGUCUGGAGAGUUGAUGGGGAAGAAGCCAGCCAAGGUUAAAGUUACUCCCAGCAGUGCCCACCAGGGGGCUCAAGCACCUGCUGACCUCAGGGUCACAGUUCAGUCAUUUGCCAGUUGACGGAGCCAGUUUGACCUUUGGUUCUGUUGCUGAAGCAAAUUUGGGACUCCUGUCUCAGUACAGUCUGCUGGCCCACAGGAGCUUUUGGAACCGUGGAUAGAUCUGCUUGGACAAUGGGGUCGGGCAUAGGGUCGUCCUUCCUCUUAAAAUGCUAUCUGUAGACCUUAUAAGUCAGAUGUCCAGACGUUUGGCAGGUGAAUUCUUCUGCUUGACACACUCUCCAUCACUUUGGACUCUAUGGGAGUGGGCAUCUCCCUGUGUACGCACCUGUGUAUGUGAAAGUCAUUUUACAUUUCAAAGCAGUGUGUGUUUCUUAUUUUUAUAUUUUUAACUCUAUCCUUGGAUGUAUAAAGUGAACUUUUUGGCUUCUGUAAGUAUGCUCUAUGCACCUCUAAUGUUUUAUCAUGUAUUUAUAUGUUGUACACAGUACUCGCCAAUUCUGUAAAUGGAUGUAUUGUACAGAGAACAUGAGCGUCUCUUAUUUUAUGUCCUCGGCAUCAUUGCAUUAAAGUGGUGUGAUUGACUUCUCUCCACCUGUGUCAGAGCCACUGCGUGUCUCCACUCGACAUGAGGGUGGAACGAUUGACUUGUGAUCUGCCAGGUUGGCCCGGUGCCCUGUCACGGGACACCUGGUGGACCUGCUGCAGCCCGCAGAGCCACAUUCAGCCCGCCCGCACGCUUCUGAGCAAAUGCGUCUUGCUCGUCACAUCUCUCCUCCUCCAACCUCCACUGGCUGCUCACUGUCAUAUGUGACAAAUCACCACCACCAGUGUUAAGUGCUUCUGGAUUCAACGGUGAGUGCCCUGGGCAGCCCCUAGGUGGGCCUUCCAGACCUGGCUCCAGGGUCACCGCUUGUCAGCAAUACCUGGGACCAUGCUUUCCUGGCGCCAUAGGGCUCCUUUUGACAUACCUUUGACAGCAGGCUGGAGAAGAAACAGCCAUGCCUGCUUCCUGCCUCUCUCCCAACACAUUUCCAGCAAAUCGCUGUCUCCACGGUUGUCUUCCCUCACCCUGCUUCCUGCCUCGACCGUUGCAGUUGAGUCCUCCCUGUUUAGUUAGAUCUCCCUGUGUGAGUGCUUCUGUAUGAAGUAUAAAGUUGAUAUGACUUCAGCAAGUCUGAUAUCAUCUGAAAGGCCUUCUUUCCCCCCCAUUUCAUCCAGUGUGGCGUUUCUGUCACCUGAAGCAUGCGUGAGAAGUUGGCAAUGAUGUGGUGAUUUAAGUGCGGUAUUGGCCGAGUCCAAGUUGUCAACUUUCAGAGUCUGUUUACCAAAGACGGGGAGCAGAGGCCCAAGCCUGUUUGAUCCUCUUCUUCCUUCUGCUGUGACCUUUGUGGCCACUCUAGGGCACAGUUUGAAACUGGUCUGGUCCGUGGGGCUGCCAGGGAAAGCACUGCUCUUGUAUGUCUCUUGUGGUAUUGGAAAAAUAAACCUGUACAACCUGCA
Messenger RNA from Equus caballus (horse), 6698 nucleotides. Lineage: Eukaryota; Metazoa; Chordata; Mammalia; Perissodactyla; Equidae. The record is from RefSeq and is a predicted model, not a curated record.